CACGUCGGAGGACCGGAAAGGAGGCGGGGCCGCGGCGGGGCGCGCUCCCGGAACGCGCGCGGCGCAGGAGGCGCGGGUCGCAGGGAGCCGGUCCGCGGCCGGAGCGGGUCCCCGGGGUGCGUGCGGAGCAGGGCUCUCGGGGAGACGGGCGCCAUGAACACGGUGCUGUCGCGGGCGAACUCGCUGUUCGCCUUCUCGCUGAGCGUGAUGGCGGCGCUCACCUUCGGCUGCUUCAUCACCACCGCCUUCAAAGACAGGAGCGUGCCGGUGCGGCUGCACGUCUCGCGGAUCAUGCUAAAAAAUGUCGAAGACUUCACCGGACCCAGAGAAAGAAGUGAUCUGGGAUUCAUUACGUUUGAUAUAACUGCUGAUCUAGAGAAUAUAUUUGAUUGGAAUGUUAAGCAGUUGUUUCUUUAUCUAUCAGCAGAAUAUUCAACAAAAAAUAAUGCUCUCAACCAAGUUGUCCUUUGGGACAAGAUUGUUCUGAGAGGUGAUAAUCCGAAGCUGCUGCUGAAAGAUAUGAAAACAAAAUAUUUUUUCUUUGACGAUGGAAAUGGUCUCAAGGGAAACAGGAAUGUCACUUUAACCCUGUCUUGGAACGUUGUACCAAAUGCUGGAAUUCUACCUCUUGUGACAGGAUCAGGACAUGUAUCUGUCCCAUUUCCAGAUACAUAUGAAAUAACGAAGAGUUAUUAAAUUAUUCUGAAUUUGAAACAACAUAUUUUUAUACUUAAUGAAGUGUAUCUCAUUUAUCUCUUCCCUUGCAUCUUCUUUUGUUUUUGGUUGAUAGUUUUUUUUUUUUUUUUUUGGUUAUAAGAACUAACAUCAAAAGGCGUAUUUGAAGGGAAAGGUUAAUGUGCCACUUAAACUUAAUUUUACAAACAAAACACAAAAAAAGAAGGCCACUGGAGCGGAGUGUUAAAAGAAUAAGACAACUACAUAAUAAGGAUUUGUAAAAAUUAAAAUCUGAAGUAUUCUCUGUAUUUCCAUUAUUCUUUAUGGAAUAUAAAGUGAGCAUGAAGGGUAGUUAAAACUUUCAGGUGCCUGUGGAGUUAUGAGAACUCUGUUUUAUGCCUUGCAUUCAUGCAAGUUCACAGUGGAUGUGAUUUAGAAGUAGACAUUCUCUUCUAUCUCAGAGUAUGUCUGAUUACUGGAAAAAUUAAUAUGAUUAUUUAUGAGAAGCCUAGUUUACAAAAUAGCCAAAAGUGAUGGAGUUUUAUUCCAUUUGUCUUAGGAAUGCCCAUAAUGCUUGUUUUUCUUACAGGUGACUAGCAACUUUCUCCAGACUUAAAGACUAAAUACCUCUUUAUAUGCUGUAAAUCAUUCUAACUCAUUUUAAAGUCUCUUAAGUCAACCAAAUAUGUGUCUUUCAGUGCUUUCUCUAAAAAUGUUCCAUUGUAUUAUAUCUGUGUGUGACUUCUUAGCGUUGCCAUUGAAAGUCGAAGUAUUUGCAUGGUUUACCCUCUGAGUUAAGUUUGUUCUAGUGAACAUGUCUAGUGCCACUGAGUGGUAAUUAUGUAAAGUUUUCUGUAGGUCCACAUUUUAAUAAUUACUGGGGUAAUAAUAUUUGGUGUGCUUUUGCAUUUACAGGCACUCUUGUGUAUUUUACUGUGUGUUAUCUUCAAUAAUCUGAUGAGGUUACGUGUAGUGCAAAUGUUAGUUCUUUGCAGAUGAAGAAACUGACACCCAGAAGUUUGUUGACUUGCUUCAAGGUUACAUAGCUAGCAAGGAAUGGUGUUAAAACUUGAACGCAGAUCUGAAUUCUCUAAGCUUGUCUUUUCUCCUAUACCUCAGAUUACAGACUAAUCAAAAUUUACUUAUAAUUUUCGUUACAUUUAUUGUGACCAUGGACAC
Messenger RNA from Equus quagga, 1854 nucleotides. RefSeq names its product signal peptidase complex subunit 3 (gene SPCS3). NCBI's taxonomy places the organism in Eukaryota, Metazoa, Chordata, Mammalia, Perissodactyla, Equidae. Gene Ontology annotation, cellular component: membrane; signal peptidase complex. The transcript is spliced from 5 exons. The record is from RefSeq and is a predicted model, not a curated record. Gene Ontology annotation, biological process: protein targeting to ER. Bases 154 to 696 code for a protein of 180 amino acids.